Porites lobata is the source of this 1314-nucleotide messenger RNA. The record is from the annotation of a GenBank genome assembly. NCBI's taxonomy places the organism in Eukaryota, Metazoa, Cnidaria, Anthozoa, Scleractinia, Poritidae.
AUGAAUGGAGUAGACGAACAAGAAUUGCUCACGGUUGUUCCCCAAGUACUAAAACGUCUCUGUAAAAUAGUUGCACGCGGAUUUUAUGAGAGUGAACACGCUGCUAUCAUAACAUUAUUAACGAACUCUAAGUACCCAUGUUUACAAGAGGAUGAUCUCAGUCGGAUGCUGGGUUUUGACAAGAAACAACUACGGCAAAGUCUGGUUCGUCUAAAGAACGAAAAACUCAUAAAACAAAGAAUCCACAAAGAAAAAAACCCCGAGACAGGAACUACUCUUAGUUUUAAUUAUUACUUUAUCAACUACAAAGUGUUUGUAAAUGUGGUCAAAUACAAGCUGGAUCAUGUGAGAAAAAAGAUUGAAAGCGAGGAGAAGCGAGCUAAAAAUCGGCCUUCGUUUGUGUGCACUCAAUGCGAAAAAAAGUAUUCCGAUUUGGAAGUGGAUCGAUUGUUGGAUUUUGAGACAGGCCACUUAAAAUGCACCAUUUGUGAGGGACUAGUUGAAGAGGAUUCUGCUGAAAUUAAGCAGAGUAACACAUCUAGAACCAGCUUGGCGCGUUUCAAUGAGCAAAUGGAGCCUAUCUUUAAACUCCUCAGAGAAUGUGAGGAGAUGAAUCUAUCACCAGCCAUUCUGGAACCAGAGCCACAGCGUGCUCAGCUUGAAAGUGCUGCUUCUGGAUCUCGUCCAUCAGGACCCCGUGGGAACAAACCAGCAUGGGCAAAUGAUGCCGGUGGUAGUGAUGUUAGUGGUCCAGGUAUUAAGGUUGAUAUAAUGGGGGGUGAAGAAGAUGAAGCUGCAACAGCUAACAAGCCUCGGCCCAAAGAGGCACCAAUAUGGAUGCGGCAGAGUACAGUGGUAGCAGCUCCAGGCAUUCAGACGGAUGCUUUACACAGCACUCAAGUGCUGCAGCAAGGGGAAGCCACUCAUAGUAAAACAGGAACCGCUGGUAAGGAUGAUGAAAUUCUUGCUGAGCUGUUGGUUCAUGAAUCAGUCAAUAAGAAACCACGUCUAGACAUCAAUGAAGCACUGGGUGAGGGUGCUGGUAAUGAUGAUAGUGACUCGGGAAGUGAUGAAUCAGACUUUGAAACACCUACUCCUGGACCGGCAGCCAAAGCAAGUGAUGUCACAGAAUCCAUGGAUGGUCAUACCGAGAGUGAGCAAGAAGACGACGAAGCACAUGAAAUCAAAAUCAAAGUCGGAGACAAGAUGGUGGCGAUUAAUGAUGUGACUGAUAAAAUGCUGCGCCAAAUGACGACAGAGGAACAUGAUGCUUACACAAAAGCACUUCAGCAUGUUUAUAGCCAGUUCUACUGA